Verruconis gallopava is the source of this 1334-nucleotide messenger RNA. RefSeq lists its product as uncharacterized. NCBI's taxonomy places the organism in Eukaryota, Fungi, Ascomycota, Dothideomycetes, Venturiales, Sympoventuriaceae. Bases 82 to 1080 code for a protein of 332 amino acids. The record is from RefSeq and is a predicted model, not a curated record. The transcript has 3 exons. Gene Ontology annotation, cellular component: plasma membrane.
CAUUUAGUUCCUGGUUCAUCCCACCUAUAACUACUUACCCAAGUUCCGUGUGUGCGAUGUCAAUCUUGUUGUGAAAUAGCCAUGUUCACCCCUUUCGAGACUACGGCAGGUGCCUUGCUUUUGCACCUGGCUACAACCACUCUUCUCUUCGACGCAGGCGCGAUACUCGGCGCGUCUGGCCUCCUGCGCCGACUUCUGAGGAAUCCCAAGGAUGAGAUAUCGCAGUCACCCACAGGAUGGUUUUUUGGAGGCAUGAUAGCAGCUGUGGGCGUUGUCGCACUGAUGUUGCCGCAAGCUCUCCCACGUGGGAGCUUCGAGAUCAAUGCCUUGAACGUCUUCAAGGCUCUCGUUAGUGGCUCGUUGAUUGGUUGGGGAACUAAACAUUGUGGCGGCUGUACCUCUGGACAUAUGCUGUGCGGCAUUGGACGACUGAGUCCCAGAUCCUUCUUGGCAACAGCAAUCUUCGUUCCUGUUGCGAUUGCCACCUUCCAUUUUACAAAUCCUUCACUGGAAACCGCUCAAUGCAGGCCUGAUAUUCCAUGUUUUACGAUGACCUAUCCCGAUGUCAGAACGAUAGGCACAAUCACAGCAAUCAUAUCUGUCGUCGCUGUCGCGCUUAAGUCCGGUUGGACUGCGCCGUCACAAAAACUGUGCGUCAACAUCGUUUAUGGAAUGGUGGGAAUUGCGUUUGGCCUUGGUCUGCUCAUAUCCGGCAUGGCAGACUCGUCCAAGGUGCAAUCAUUCUUCGCCUUUGAGCUACAUCCGCUAAGCAUCCAGCAUUGGGACCCAAGCUUGUCCUUAAUCUUUGUGGGUGCCGUCUUACCCAACCUGAUCAAGAUCCAAUCGCGAGGGUUUGAAAGACCACCGAGAUUGGCCGCUCGUUUCUCGCUGCCGACGAAGAUGUUCAAGGACGUCGAUGUGCGUUUCGUACUUGGUGCUAUAGCCUUUGGAAUCUCCUGGGGCUGGACUGGAGUAUGCCCAGGCCCUGCAGUUAUCAAAACGCUGUUGCAGCCCGUCUGGGGAUGUUUAUGGAUGAUAGGAUUCUAUGUCGGUAGCCUCGAUAUGUUCGACACAUCAUAACAUGGAGGCUAGCACCUUGAGGGUGCGACGGUGGAAAUUUCUUUUUACGACGCUCUUGGUUUAGAUCAAAUAUCACUAGAGAUAGAAAGGAUCCUCGCUCAAGCAGACAGGGCUAUGUGUGGCUGCGGUAAGUCGAAGGUGCUCCUUCGCGUGGGGAAGCAGCCAAGUGUGUAGGUUUCCAUUCUGUACUGUUUUGGCUUUGGAGGCUGUUAGAGGAGAGGUAGCACUCAGCCGUGUCGAACCUUGUGGCCAAG